GGUUCCCGCAGAGCCCGCAAAGAGUGUUGGAGCUGCAAGGAAAGGGUCUCGUCAUGGCGAACAGAGUGGCAGACUUGGUGUACUGGCGGGACACCCGCAAAUCGGCGUUUGUGUUCACCGCCUUGAUGGUGGCGUUGCUGUGCCUGCUGCAUUUCAGCAUCAUCAGCGUGGCCUCCUACGUCUCCCUGGCCGCCCUCGGCGUCACGAUCUCUCUCAGGGUUUACAGCAAACUGCUACAGGCCAUUCACCGGGGAGAGGGGAAGAACCCCUUCCAGGCUCAGCUCGAUGCUGACUUGGGGCUGUCGAAAGAGCAGCUGGAGCACCUGACAGAGCGAGUCGUCUUCUUCGUCACGACGGGCACAAAGUCCCUGCAGCGCCUGUUCCUGGUGGAUGACAUGGUGGAGUCCAUUAAGUUUGCUUUCUUGUUCUACAUCCUCACGUAUGUGGGAGCUGUCUUCAAUGGACUGACCUUGCUUAUACUGGGUGUGAUAAGUGCAUUUACCUUCCCUCUGCUGUACAGGCAACAUCAGGCACAGAUUGACCAGUACGUAGGGCUGGUGAGGAAUCAGCUGAGUAACCUCAGAGCAAAGAUGCUGUCCAAGCUGCCAACAGCCAAAGCGAAAGCAGAAUGAAUGACUCCCCUUCUCUCUCCCCCACCCUACACAGACUCACACACACUCAUACUUACGCCCUGCUCCUUCCACCCGCUCUCCCAAACACCCCCAAAGAAACCCUCCCUCUCCAGAAAGAGGGCCCAAGCUUCCCUCCCCCGUGCAGAUGCAUGGGGCCCCCAUUGCUUGCAGGCUGCACAGGGCAGGCAGCUGCUUUGCUUCUGCCAAGUCCCCCUCCGACCCGGAGGUCUGAGAAGACAGGCGGCCCAGAGCAGGGAGGGCAAAGCAAAAACCCUCCCCUGGGCACCCCAGGAUUCUCCUCUGCUAACUGCACAUAGAGAAGCUACUUCUCCCAGCAUGCUCUGCUCCACCUGAGCAGCCUGCACGGCAUGCUGGGCGUUGGCGUCUCU
Molecule: messenger RNA, 1021 nt
Organism: Elgaria multicarinata webbii
Lineage: Eukaryota; Metazoa; Chordata; Lepidosauria; Squamata; Anguidae
Product: reticulon-2-like
Exons: 7
Coding region: 54-632 (192 amino acids)
Cellular component (GO): endoplasmic reticulum membrane
Source: RefSeq, a predicted model, not a curated record